AUGGCAUCUACUGAGCAUUUCAACAAAGCUCUCGUUCCCUUCAAGUACGAACUUUAUCCCUUGGGUGCAAUCAAACCCAAUGGGUGGUUUCGCGACCAGCUUCGACUGAGUGCCAAAGGUCUCGGAGGGAACUUGUUCCACUUUUAUCGAUUUGUCAAAGAGAGCACAUGGCUUGGAGGAACAUGGGAGUACACCCCCCUAAACGAAGCUGCACCAUACUGGUACAACUACAUCGUUCCGCUUGCGUAUAGUUUGGAUCGAGACUCUGAUCCGCAGCUGUUCUUGGACUUGAAGAAGCAAGCGGACUACUUCUUGGACUACACGCUUGAACAUCAAGCCGAAGAUGGCUGGCUGGGUCCGGAAACUACAUCACAUACCCGGGGAAUAUGGGCGCGCUGUUUGCUGCUUCAGGGGCUCAUGAAUCAUGCCAUCGCGGACUGGUCAAGACGUGCAACGAUCCUAGAAGCCGUCUUGCGUUUUGUGAGGCUGGUUCGCAAAAUGCUCAAGAAUAACUACCAGGGUUACAUUGCACAGAAGGAUGAUGUCUUCGACUUGCAACUUUUUGGGGUCGCUAGAGCUCAUGAACUAGCUCUUACACUUCAGUGGCUCUACGAUCAGCCCGAAAGCUCCAGUGAUCGUCACGGCAUUUGGGAAGUUAUGAACAUGAUGUGGGAAGGCUCUCGUAUCAUGGAGAGAGACUGGACAAAAUUCUUUGGGGAAGACUUUCCCAAGACGCCCUCAGUCCGCCACAAGUCUCUGAACUUCAAGCACGGAGUCAACGUUGCACAAGGCCUUCGAUACCCGGCUCAUUUAUACCGGAUGGCACCGUCUGACGAUCUUGCAUCUCUUUGUAGAGAUGCUGUUAAGAAGACCUUCGAUUACCACGGCAUAGCUGCAGGAUCCAUCAGCAGCGAUGAGUACAUCGGCGGGCUUUCGCCGCAGCGGGGCUCCGAGCUAUGUUGCUCUGUGGAGCUAAUGUUCUCGAUCUCCUACCUUUACCAGCUUUUCGGAGACAACCACUUUGCCGAUAUGGUAGAGUCAGUAGCCUUCAAUGCCGUUCCUGCUGGUAUCAGUGCAGACUGGUGGAGUCAUCAGUACAUCACGCAGGUCAACCAGCCCUGGGCCAAAGAGCUGGAGCUUCCAGAGGGCGAGAAAACACCGUUCUACGAUGUUUGCCGGUACGCAAAUGUCUUCGGGCUAGAACCCGAGUUCCCUUGUUGCACAGUCAAUCACCCCACUGCUUACCCUAAGCUCUUGAUGAAUGCAUUCCUGUGGAAACAGACCCCGGAAGGGAUGACAUCCAUCAUUCAUGCCUAUCUUAUACCAUCCAGGCUGGAAACUGAGGAUAUCACCAUCAACUGCGACUCGAACUACCCAUUUGCCCCGUACUGGGCCUCUCCAUCUUCUACGAUCGAGUUCAAGGGCUCAGGCUCGCUUGCUUCAGCAAAGCCGCAGCCAUUCAUACAAAACAAGGAGGACAGCAGCAGCCAUGUUCACAAGAUUGACAUACCCGCGGCCGGCGACUUUGAUGUGUUCAUCACAAUCCAUACGGAGGUCCGUGUUCAGAAGCAUGAGAACGGCUCAGUCAGUAUUCACUAUGGACCUCUGCUUUACGCGUAUGAGAUCGACUUCAAAACCGAGACCAGGCUUCCACGCAAUUACAAGGACCAAGCUUCAGAGUGUACCGAGGUUUCGUCCGUGGCUAACCAAGACAAGGAACCAUGGAUGAUACAUACCCGUGACCACGACUACUUACCAACUGCCGACUGGAACAUCGCCAUCGAUCCAACACAGGGUUUAGAGGUCGUAGUACACAAGGGUCCGUGGGAGCAAGGAGGCGACAGGGAAAUUUCAGAACUUCCUAAUCCUGUGUGGAAUUCGGGAGCCUCUCCUGUGCACCUUGAGGUCUCUGCUGCUUGGGUCAGCUGGCCAACUCGGAACGGAACUGCAGCAGACCCUCUCGAUGUAGAGAAGAAGAUUCAAAGCCAGCCUUUCAGGGCGAAGUUAGUGCCAUACGCAACUGCGAAGCUUCACAUAGCACAGUUCCCUGUCAUAGAUAAUACGUCAUGA
This is a messenger RNA of Colletotrichum aenigma, 2070 nucleotides long. RefSeq lists its product as uncharacterized. The transcript is spliced from 4 exons. Bases 1 to 2070 code for a protein of 689 amino acids. Lineage: Eukaryota; Fungi; Ascomycota; Sordariomycetes; Glomerellales; Glomerellaceae. The record is from RefSeq and is a predicted model, not a curated record.